AUGACAACCAAAGAAGAAGGAGAAACAGAGGCUCCUGAGAAGACACUCCCGUCCUUGUCACAAGUUGAAGAAGGGAUCGUGUCGCCUCAAAGGGAAGAAAACUCUCGGCAAAGCAGCAACGUACAAGAAGAGGUGGCCCCGACCUAUUUGUGGCAGAAUCAUGAGAAUAAUGGACAAGGGCAGAAAUCGUCACCGCCAGCACCAGCGCGGCUACCCCGAAAUUUACCACGGAAGCAACCGAUAGUUCAGGCAAGCAAAGUGGCAAAUCAACAAGGUGAUUCUUCUUGCUCUAAUAAUAAGGAAGACAACCGCAAACUGAACACAGGACCAAAUAAUCAACAAGAAGAAGAGGCCCCGUCGUAUUGGUGGCAAAACCACGAGAAUGGAGAAUGGUGGAGCGGAAAAAUAAAAGUGCCCCAAAGUCAAGCUAUGAAUGAUAGAGGGAAUGAUGAUGGCAACAAUGACCAGCUGAAGGAAAACACAUCGACAAUCAAAAUUAUUCCGGGGGAUGAGGAAAAUGAAGCGUAUCAGAGAGUAUCGGGUGGGGGUAGCAACACAAGGCUACUUGUAGGGGACAAGAAUUCAACUUUAUGGAUUGGGACGAAUGGGGACGUUCAGGGGGCAGUUCCACCCCAAACCCAAACUAUGCAGGAUCGUGCCGAUUAUGACUGUGAGAAACACGAGGAGCCAAAACUGGACGAGCCGAAAAGGCGUUCCAUGAACGAUGCGUGUCCUUGGAUGCAAGACUGUCCGGGCGGCGCAUAUUGCCCCUGCAUGGUAGUAUGCCUCCCAUGUAUGGUGGUGUACCUCCAAUGCUAUUGUUGUCGCGACUGUCUACUUUAUAUCUGUGAUACCAGCAAUUCCAAACACGACCGACCCAUCUUUGAAGGCCCAGAGGGUGGGAUGAGAACUUGCAACGACCAAAAACGAGACAUGCAGGAAGUAAGUUUCGAUUGCUGUGACAGGGUAUGGUGCGGAAACGACGACUCUCCGGGACUCUGUCCCGAGGUUUGCGACCAAGGCAUUUGCGACAAUGGUAUUCAACACUUUUGUGGUGACUGCUCUAAAAUGUGCUCGGACGGGUGCCAAUGCUGUGGCGAUUGCUGCAUGGAUUGUCUGUGCUGUGACGGGUGCAACUGCGGCGGUUGCGACUGUGACUGCGGUGGCGACUGCGGCGAUGCUGGGGAAUGCCUCUUCUGUAUCCUGUGCUGUCCCUGUCAGGUUUUGGCCGGUGCCAGCAACUAG
Seminavis robusta is the source of this 1245-nucleotide messenger RNA. The record is from the annotation of a GenBank genome assembly. NCBI's taxonomy places the organism in Eukaryota, Bacillariophyta, Bacillariophyceae, Naviculales, Naviculaceae.